CGCCGCUCGGUCAAUCUAGUAUUCAGGAUUACCUCCAAGCAUAUACUGAUCCGAAUCGACCAUCUGUGAACACCCUUUUAAUCACACGCACCCGCUAAUCUCGCCGAACGCUCCGGAGAGCCCGAGAAUGAUCGGCAGAUCGCACGCACCGGAGCUCCCACAACUACGUCUCGGUCACGAGGUCAUAUCCGUUCGAUAGUCGCCGUUCUUCGGGGGGAAGAGCACUCAUCUGCUCUGAGAGGCAAAACGAUGAGCACUCGACAGAAUGUUCAGGGCGUGCAGCCGGGGGGCAACAUGGCCAUGUCAAACUACCAACUAGGAGAGCCUUUGGGCAAAGGAGCUUCAGCUCAGGUGUAUAAGGCGCUCAAUUGGACGACAGGAGAGACCGUGGCCAUCAAGAAGAUUUCCGUUAGCGACAUACCGAAAGCCGAGCUUGGAGAUAUCAUGAGCGAGAUUGACCUGUUAAAGAACCUGAAUAACGAGAACAUCGUCAAGUACAAGGGAUUCUUCAAGACAAACGAAUACCUCCACAUCAUUCUCGAAUACUGCGAGAAUGGAUCGUUACAGUACAUUUUGAAGCGAUACGGAAAGUUUCCGGAAGAUCUAGUGGCCGUUUACAUCUCGCAGGUAUUACAGGGACUCAUCUACCUUCACUCGCAAGGAGUUAUACAUCGAGAUAUAAAAGGUGCAAACAUCCUCACCAACAAGGACGGGACGGUCAAAUUGGCCGAUUUUGGGGUGGCGACGAUGAUGCCAGGUUUAGCGGGCGGGAUGCUUGGCGAUGGGCUUGGGUCUGGAGCGGAUGAGUCUGUUGUAGGGAGUCCAUAUUGGAUGGCUCCUGAGGUGAUCGAGCAGAACGGAGCAACCACUGCUUCCGAUAUCUGGAGUGUCGGAUGCGUCGUUAUAGAGUUGUUAGAAGGUCAACCGCCUUAUCACACGCUCGAACCGAUGCAAGCGUUGUUUCGCAUUGUCCAGGACGACUCACCGCCCAUCCCGGAGGGUGCCUCGGGAAUGGUCAAAGACUUCAUGUAUCAGUGUUUCCAGAAGGAUCCCAAUUUACGUAUCACCGCGCAAAAGUUGGCAAAGCAUCCCUGGAUGAUGGCCUCUAAACGCCAGAUCGAGUCCUCUCGACCCCACAAUUCUUCUGAUCCGCCUCGUCAGGCCGAAGACUCACAACAGAAUUCAACGGCAACAAGAUCGUCAGAUAUAAGCCCCACUGCUUCGCGGACAGGCAAGAGAUCGAAGCUGGUCAUCACCAAGAGGAAACCAUCCGGCCAAAGCCAAACAUCCGUCUUGCAAGCUCACCCCCCUCGACCGUCUCAGGGCUUGACCAGUUCUCAGGAAUUGCACACACAAGAAGUCUCGGCCACAGGCAAAGCUAUCAGCGACAUGAAACGGCGACCAUUGACAACGGUAUAUGACGAUGCGAUUCAGCGCGUGCAAGAGUGGAACGAGGCUCUGCAAGCGGUGCCGAAGGCUUCUCCAAAAGUGUUGCGCCGUGUUCCCAAGGCGCAGCCGCACCUGGGGACCAGGAUCAUCGCUGCUGUUGAACCCAAAGGCAUGGUGGAGUCGUCGUCCGGGGAAUCCUUGGCAGCUCAUCUUGCCUCUGUCAGUCGAAAGCCUAAUGGAAUGUGGUCGAGACCGUUGGGUAACGCCGUAGAGACGGAAGAGCCGAAUGAAUUGAGCGACCAAGAGGGCAGCGUGUGGGAUGACGACUUUGCGGAAGCACCGGAUGUCAAGAGAUUUGAGAAGACACGAGCAGAAAAGAGCUCCCGAGACGAGCCCGACAACAUGAAGACCAUCAAGCCGACCAAGUCACCCCUAGGAUCCCCUCCAGAAGUCACACGUACCAUCUCGUCUAUCGGUCGUUUCGGUACAGGGUCGCCGAGUCUAUAUAAGGAUGACAGUUCCGAAGACUAUUCCGACCUUGCGCCGGCAGACGAGUCCGAUCUGAAUGAGAAGCUCCAACGAUUCAAACUGAACGGUCUACAAAUGGGCAAGAUCUACAGGCCCGAGGACAUAUCGAUGUUGAGCUUGCGCGGAACGCCAGGGCCUUCACGACCAACCUCGUCGCGUGACAUCUCCAGCAGCUUGUCACAACGGCCCAGGUUAGGAUCUGGAGGAUCGUUUGGAAGCGGAUCCUCAAGGUCUCCAUCCAGGACGUCCUCCUUCAGAUUCACCCCGACGGAUGAUGCUGAACAGAUCAAAGCUACAGAGCGGGAGUUGAGCAAGUAUGCGGAGGUCGAGGAAGAGGAUUACGACGACGUUUUCGGUAUAGGCGAAGCAUUGAAAGGCAAUAUCGAUCCAGUCUCGACUGGCUCCGAGGUGUUCAAGCUUGGUACUCGGCGAUCUGAUCGAAGCUGGAUGGAAGGUCAAAUCGAUGACGACGAUUUUGAUCCUUUCGCUGACAUCGAAGACUCUUACUCAGUCAUGGAUGUGGAAGCUAACUUGUUGCGAGACAAGCAUUCAUCGCUGUGCGCUGCUGUUAGUGCUAUGAUAGAACGGCUGCAGGCUACGUCUGCCGAGGAAUCACUGCAGCAAGAUACUACCGACCUCCUCAACAUCAUGGAUGGCGCGCCGGCGCUUCAAGACCACUUCAUCAUGUCUCAUGGUAUGCUAGCGGUGUUGGAAGUUUUGGAGUCAGCUCCAAGUCGUGAAGUUAUCUUGAAUCUCUUACGAGUCGUGAACAUGAUGGUAGCAACCGAGCCCAGUGUGCUGGAGAACCUAUGUCUGAUCGGAGCGAUUCCUAUCCUCAAGACAUUCACUGGACGACGAUACUCACUCGAGACGCGUCUGGAAGCGGCAACGUUCGUUGGAGCUCUGACGGGCUCGGCUCUGACACUUCAAAUGUUCAUCUCAUGCCGUGGACUACGGGUACUAGUGGAGCUCCUGGAUGAAGAUUACUCUGCCAAUCGGGACUUGGUUUUGUCCGCUUUGCGUGGAGUAGCAUCGGUUUUCGAAUUGCAAACGCCGACCCCCAAGAACGAUUUCUGUCGUAUGUUCAUACGUGAAGGCAUCGUUGAACCUCUCGGAACGGUCUUAUUGCACAUUUUGAAGGACGAAACGGAUGACAUUGAGGGCUUCAAAGUCCAGAUCGUGGGGAUCGUCCUCAUGUUUUGUCAAACUGCUCAAGCGGACUCGCGAAUGCGGGAUGCGCUCGGUACGAGAAGCUUUAUCAAGCGACUGCUUCGUGCUUGCGGAUCUUUGACUUCGACGUGUCUUACGACCGUUGUAAAGGCCGUCAAACACCUCUCGACCAGUCCUUCUCUGCUGGACGUUCUGCAAAAUGCGGAUGCCAUCGCUGUUCUGAUCAAGGUCUUGGAUGAUCAUCUAGCGCGUGCUGGCACAAAUGAGAUCUGCUCGCACAUCUUCCAGACGCUCUUCAACCUUUGUCGCUUGAGCCGUACGCGGCAAGAAGAAGCAGCUAUCAACGGUAUCAUACCUAUACUGCAGCGGGCAUUGUCGCUCAAAUCGCCGUUGAAAGAGUUUGCUCUUCCAAUUCUUUGCGAUAUGGUCAAUGCUGGAAAGACGGCCCGGCGACAGUUGUGGAAAUACGGUGGGGUCCAAGUUUAUCUGGACCUGCUAUCGGAUGCGUACUGGAAGGUCGCAGCGCUCGAAGCCAUAGUUUUCUGGCUUCAAGACGAAACUGCCAGAGUCGAAGAUGAGCUCUCUCAAACAAGCGCACUGCACGUGCUCAAGAUGGCGUUCAUCAACGCCAGUGGAACGUCAUUCGAAGGAGUACUUGAGCCUUUCCUGCGUCUACUGAGAGCUUCACCUCCCUUGACUGUUGCUCUGGUUGGGGCGGACCUAUUCAAAAAGAUCAGCGAAGGCCUGACGAAGAAAGCGAAGGCGAUUACCAAGCUCAAUCUCCUGCGAAUCAUCAAGGUGGCAUGUGAUCAUCAUCCGCAACACCAAGAUUUGAUCGCACAGUUUGGGAUGUCGCCUAUCGUCCGGGAAUUGGGUCGGCAGGACGAAGCGGUGUUGGUCAGACAGCUCGCCAAGGAGAUCGCUCCCGCUCUAAUCAGCGACUCGAGGACGCCGCCGGGUUCUGUCAGGGAGCAUACGCCUCGACCCCCGGCACCCAGACGUGCAGUAUCAGCACUCGCUCCCAAGCCAGAGCGAUCUGACCAUCAAAAACAUAAACGCAAGAUUUCGCGAAAUCACCUCAGCAACAUCCAUUGGACCGAACAAGACGGCAAGAUUACACCAGUGCUCAACAGGAGCGCUCGUGAUACGAGAAACGAGGAACAUCAUCGCAGGACGACGAGCAAGUCAAGCACGACAAACGACACCAACGAAAUUACGGGACACGGGCAAACCCGACGAUGACAAUCUCACGACAUCAGACGGAAGGAAUGACUUGACGAACGGACUAGAC
Molecule: messenger RNA, 4378 nt
Organism: Filobasidium floriforme
Lineage: Eukaryota; Fungi; Basidiomycota; Tremellomycetes; Filobasidiales; Filobasidiaceae
Product: kinase-like protein
Exons: 25
Coding region: 250-4329 (1359 amino acids)
Biological process (GO): protein phosphorylation
Cellular component (GO): cytoplasm
Molecular function (GO): protein serine/threonine kinase activity; ATP binding
Source: RefSeq, a predicted model, not a curated record